Molecule: messenger RNA, 1523 nt
Organism: Panicum hallii
Lineage: Eukaryota; Viridiplantae; Streptophyta; Magnoliopsida; Poales; Poaceae
Product: protein Brevis radix-like 2
Exons: 5
Coding region: 1-1251 (416 amino acids)
Source: RefSeq, a predicted model, not a curated record
AUGCUGGCAUGCAUCGCGUGCUCCUCGAAGGAAGGCGGAGAGGACGGCUCCCGUGCCGCGGCCACGCCGCACGGCAAAGAUGCCGUCAAGUCUCUCACCUCACAGCUCAAGGACAUGGUGCUCAAGUUCUCCGGCUCCAGCAAGCACCAUCAGUACAAGGGGACGGCCGGGACCCGAUCGUCGUUCAGGAGCGGCGGGGGGAGCUACCGCCGCCCCUACCCCGGCUUCAUCGACGACACCAGCUUCACGCCGGCGCCGAGCAGGGUUCUCGGCGAAGACUACUACCCGAGGACCGUAUUGGCAGCGGGAGGCGCCGGCGGGGCGCGAACCGCGGCGUCGGAUACGUUGGACGUGACCGGGAGGCAAGCAGCAGGCAAGAGCCCCAGCGCCGGCGGUAGCGGCUGGAUCCCGAGCACCGGGGAGGAUGUUGUCGCUGUGGAGGAGGCGGCGCCCAGGGAGUGGACGGCGCAGGUGGAGCCCGGCGUCCAGAUCACCUUCGGCACCAUCCCCACCGGCGGCAACGAUCUCAAGCGUAUCCGCUUCAGCCGGGAGAUGUUCAACAAGUGGGAGGCGCAGCGGUGGUGGGGCGAGAACUACGACCGCAUCGUGGAGCUGUACAACGUGCUGACGUUCAGCGGCCGGCAGCAGGGGUGCUCCACUCCGGUGUCCUCCGUCGACGACUCCGUGCUGAGAGAGUCGUCCUACUCCCAUGGGGGCUCGACGAGCAGGGGCAGCCCGACCGCCGCGCCGCUGCCUCCGCCUCCGCCUCCUCCUCCGGCGGCGAGCAAGGAGCCGAUCGCCCGGAGCGCGUCGUGCAAGGCAAUGGCGCCGGGGUCAUCGUCGUCGGCGCCGUACGCGGCCGCGCCGUCCACCAGGGCGGCGUACUACCCGUCCACGGCCGUGCCCGACCCGUCGGACCACGUCUGGGCGCACCACCUCAACAUGCUCAACUCCGCCGCCGGCACGUCCGCGACGGGCGGCGGCGGCUGGGUCUCCUCGUCCUACGACCCGUCGCGCGCCACCACGUCGUCCCGGGACGAGGCCUCCGCGUCCCUCAGCAACGUGAGCGACCUGGAGGCGGCGGAGUGGAUCGAGGAGGACGAGCCGGGCGUGUGCCUCACCAUCCGCGAGCUCGGCGACGGCACCCGCGAGCUCCGCCGCAUCCGCUUCAGCCGGGAGAGGUUCGGCGAGGACAGGGCCAAGGUGUGGUGGGAGCAGAACAGAGAGAGGAUACAGGCGGAGUACCUGUAGAAAGGGAUGCAAAUUGCAGGCUCUGAUGGGGAUAACCAAACGUGUUGGGGGGAUAGAUAUUAGGGGGAUAAUACCGCUAUACAUGGCGAAAAGGGUGUGAAGGGUGAGAAAAGAAACAGGUGACGGUACUUGGCUUUGGCUAAGCUUGUACAUGGAGCUCUGGGGGUAAACUUGGGUGUCUAGAUGGAUAUGUGCUUAUUACUGUCCGGUUUAGUUACCUUGUUAUGCACAUUUCGGUUCCUUUCGAUGGUUAAAUUUUGUUGAUUUUGGUU